UAAAGCCAAUAAAAAAAAAAAAGAGGGAAAAAUGAAAGGUUGGAGAGUCCCGAGAAGGUCAUCGACUCAUGGAGUGAAGGACAUGAAUAUUAUUGAGAGAGAUGAAGAUCUCAUGCUCUUUCGAGAGUUGCACCAGCGCGAUAAAGAUCGCAUCCUCAGCCUCCUUCUGCCUGUUUCCGAUGAAUUUGAGCCUAACGUGCCGGAAGGAAAACAAGGAGAACUUUACAGAAUUCCAUCUGCCAAGAAAGGAUCUUCAGGAUUUGAAUUUCUUGCCGAAAACGACAAGCACGAGACCGAUUGGUACAGUGCUAAAAACACCACCUGCAACUCCUCUGUUUGCAUCUUUAGAAAUGGAAGCAACCGGCCCUCAACUUGUGAAUAUUAAUAAUAAUAAAAACACUCCAAAUUCAAUCCCGGCCCUCCAACAACCUCCUCUAUCAAGGUUUGCAGCUGCCAUUCCAGAGGCACCAUCAAAACCCAGAAAUGUUAUUGGAGCUCCAAAAUCUCCCAAUUUCCAACAACCAAAAAAAUCCCCUCUCAGAUCCAUCACCCCAAUUCAGAAUCAGAGACCCACCACCAUCACAUCUUCUACUACUCAAACGAAGAAACCCACCAGAUCAACUCCUCCUGCUCACCCAAAUAUUAACAACAAUACAAAGAAAUCGAUAUCUAAUAACACUAAGAAAGAAAGGCAAAUGGAAUCCCUGGUCUCGAACCUUUCCAAAAACGCCACCACUGCAGUGGUGGAUAUUAUUAAUCCCAAGACAAAUAAGCCAAGAAGCAGAGCCGUGUCGCCGCUGGUAAGAUCAACAAUUCCGGCUCAAAUCCCGGAGUUUUCGAAUGAGACGCCUCCUAAUCUGAUAACAGAUGAUCAACGUUCAAUUUCUGCUACACGGGGUCGACCAGCUGCCAAACCAGCUGAACCUGCAAGGAGGCAAUCCUGUUCUCCAAGCGUCACCAGGGGUCGCAAAGUAGUGGAGGCAAUCAGGAGCAAACAAGAGGGUGUCAAUCAGAAAGAUAGAAUUCAAGUUUUGGGGAGUAAGAUGGUGGAGAAGGUUAUGAAUGCUAGAAAAUCUAAUAUGAAUUAUUCACCUACUCAUGAAUCACUAAAAGAUAGAAGGCCAAAGUCACGGGGUUCGAUGAGUGAAGCCUCUGCUCCUCGAACUGGAAGGAUGAUUUCUAGUAAUGCUAAACCAAAUCCCCCAACCUUAUGGUCGCACUCCCGGAGAUAAAAAAGCCAUGUGGGGAUGGAAAUCAAAACAAAUCGAUGCCGUCAUCGACCUCUUUUUGCCUUCUCAAACAGGAUGACAUCUGCUUGCCAAUAAAUUUUGAGAUAAUCGACGUAUUAUUAGGAUUAAAUUCAGGGAAAGAAAGUCUACUAAUUGACUAAUUCAUGCUGCACGAACACAAUAAUAGGUACAGUUACAGCGGGCCGGCAUGAAUGCAUGACAAGUUGGACAGGACACAGGCAUACAACUAACAAGUGAGGCACACGUUCCAACCAAGUCAAAUAAUAUAUUAUUACCAAAAAAAAAAAAAAAAAGCAAAAUAAUAUAUUGUUGUAACACUUUUAUGUGCCUAUCAAAGAAUAGAAAUAUAUAUUCAAGACUUUUAGUACAAAGUUGGAGGGAUUUUGUUUAUCAAAUGAGUAAUGCUAAAUACAAAUUAUUUUAUCAAAUUA
Ziziphus jujuba (common jujube) is the source of this 1681-nucleotide messenger RNA. RefSeq lists its product as uncharacterized. Gene Ontology annotation, cellular component: cortical microtubule. NCBI's taxonomy places the organism in Eukaryota, Viridiplantae, Streptophyta, Magnoliopsida, Rosales, Rhamnaceae. The transcript is spliced from 5 exons. Bases 102 to 1232 code for a protein of 376 amino acids. The record is from RefSeq and is a predicted model, not a curated record. Gene Ontology annotation, biological process: cortical microtubule organization.